Messenger RNA from Schistocerca piceifrons (Central American locust), 2907 nucleotides. RefSeq lists its product as uncharacterized. Bases 1 to 2907 code for a protein of 968 amino acids. The record is from RefSeq and is a predicted model, not a curated record. Lineage: Eukaryota; Metazoa; Arthropoda; Insecta; Orthoptera; Acrididae. Gene Ontology annotation, molecular function: catalytic activity. The transcript has 8 exons.
AUGUCACCCCUAUGGCACAGUGACGUCACGCCUCUCGGCGCACGACGCGCCGCCAGGCGGGGUGAGGGACUCGCUGAAGCAAUUCACGAGCUCGGACUAGAAGUGUUGAACCGACCAAGCUUCCCACCAACUUUCGAAGGUCGCCGUGGAGCGACCACCAACAUUGAUGUGACACUGAAGAGUGCACACGCGCAUCUCCGUGCGGAGAAUUGGAAGGUAUGGCGGGGAACAACACUAAGUGACCACAAUCUGAUCACAUUCACUGUAGCCUAUGAUGGGGAGCCUCCUCCUCAAGACCAGGUGAACGGCAUCGUCAAAUACAACUGGCGAAAGGCUGAUUGGGAUCGACUAAGAGGAAAUCUAGUAGUACCGAAUUGGCCAAUGGAUCGCAUUGUGGACGUGGACAAAGCUGCAGAGGAGCUGACGGCGGCCAUACAGACAGCAGCAACGGCGGAGGGCUCUGGAACUCGUGAGGGAAAGAGCAGGAAUGUUGUGGACCCUGCUAAUCACAGGGGAAACGUGCGCCGGCUGAUGCCCAUUGUAAGCGGAUGCUACGGCGGCACCACCUCCACGCGGUUCCCGUGGGCACUGGGCGGCAGGCCGCGAGACCUGACGCCCGGUGGCAAAGAGUGCUCCUCUGAGGAUAUAGAGGAUCCGUACCCCCGCACAAUGGUGAUGGUGCCUCCACCACCCAGUGCUACAAAAGUGCCCUCCACUGGUGACACCAGCACCCUCUCAUCACCGAAGUCCCUGUCAGCAAGAGGAACACCAGCACCACCGGCUGCUCCUCCUGCGCAUAUCAACAGCAGCAUCAACAAAGCACCCAUCGCCGAGGGGCAACCCGGCCCCAACACACGUAAUAUAUCAGGUCGCGGUCCUCCCACUGGAGGCGCCGCGGUAAUUGUUGGGCCACCAUCUGACGCCACCAGUCCAGAUCGAGUCGCCGUGCCUGCAUUUCAGUGCCCUGAGUGCCAUCGGAGCUUCAGCACCAAGAGUGGUCUUGGUGUCCACCGCCGCAGGGCUCAUCCUGGUGCAGAGAAUGCAGAAGUCAACACCCUGAGGACGAAAGCCAGGUGGUCUAGCGAGGAACCGUUACGCCUGGCCCAUGCAGAGGCAUUGCUGACACUCGAGGGCACCCGGUUCUGGAACCAAGAAUUAGUGAAGACCUUCCCACACUGCUCACUUGAAUACAUCAAGUGCCAGUGUCGUGCGAGAGCUUACAGGAACCAGGUUGCCGAGUUCGUUGCUGCCCUCUCUGCUUCUGCAGAGCGUCCUCGCACCUCUGCUGCUGCUGCUGCAUCACCUGCUGGGACAUCCGCUGUUUCCCUGACUCCACCAUCGGCAGAGGACCCUGCCGACCAGGCUAUCUUGUCGGCCUUAGCAGCCUUACCACCGUCGGGCUCAAAGUAUCGCUCAGUCGACGACAUCUUGGCGCUGGGACACACUCCAUCGAAUCAUGUCAUCAUGGGCAUGCUGCCACCUGCACCUAAUGCCAUUGGUAGACCUGUGCAACCUGCCAAGCAGAACACUGCCGCCUCCCGACAGUUCUCUCAAAACCCGGUGAUGAGGCAAGGAGAAGGAGGCAAGGAGAAGGAGGCAAGGAGAAGGAGGCAAGGAGAAGGAGGCAAGGAGAAGGAGGCAAGGAGAAGGAGGCAAGGAGAAGGAGGCAAGGAGAAGGAGGCAAGGAGAAGGAGGCAAGGAGAAGGAGGCAAGGAGAAGGAGGCAAGGAGAAGGAGGCAAGGAGAAGGAGGCAAGGAGAAGGAGGCAAGGAGAAGGAGGCAAGGAGAAGGAGGCAAGGAGAAGGAGGCAAGGAGAAGGAGGCAAGGAGAAGGAGGCAAGGAGAAGGAGGCAAGGAGAAGGAGGCAAGGAGAAGGAGGCAAGGAGAAGGAGGCAAGGAGAAGGAGGCAAGGAGAAGGAGGCAAGGAGAAGGAGGCAAGGAGAAGGAGGCAAGGAGAAGGAGGCAAGGAGAAGGAGGCAAGGAGAAGGAGGCAAGGAGAAGGAGGCAAGGAGAAGGAGGCAAGGAGAAGGAGGCAAGGAGAAGGAGGCAAGGAGAAGGAGGCAAGGAGAAGGAGGCAAGGAGAAGGAGGCAAGGAGAAGGAGGCAAGGAGAAGGAGGCAAGGAGAAGGAGGCAAGGAGAAGGAGGCAAGGAGAAGGAGGCAAGGAGAAGGAGGCAAGGAGAAGGAGGCAAGGAGAAGGAGGCAAGGAGAAGAAGGCAAGGAGAAGAAGGCAAGGAGAAGAAGGCAAGGAGAAGAAGGCAAGGAGAAGAAGGCAAGGAGAAGAAGGCAAGGAGAAGAAGGCAAGGAGAAGAAGGCAAGGAGAAGAAGGCAAGGAGAAGAAGGCAAGGAGAAGAAGGCAAGGAGAAGAAGGCAAGGAGAAGAAGGCAAGGAGAAGAAGGCAAGGAGAAGAAGGCAAGGAGAAGAAGGCAAGGAGAAGAAGGCAAGGAGAAGAAGGCAAGGAGAAGAAGGCAAGGAGAAGAAGGCAAGGAGAAGAAGGCAAGGAGAAGAAGGCAAGGAGAAGAAGGCAAGGAGAAGAAGGCAAGGAGAAGAAGGCAAGGAGAAGAAGGCAAGGAGAAGAAGGCAAGGAGAAGAAGGCAAGGAGAAGAAGGCAAGGAGAAGAAGGCAAGGAGAAGAAGGCAAGGAGAAGAAGGCAAGGAGAAGAAGGCAAGGAGAAGAAGGCAAGGAGAAGAAGGCAAGGAGAAGAAGGCAAGGAGAAGAAGGCAAGGAGAAGAAGGCAAGGAGAAGAAGGCAAGGAGAAGAAGGCAAGUGCCUGUCACUGAGUAAGAGUGGCAAGCUUUUCACAUAUCAUGGCAGCAAGAGCUUCUACUCAGCAGACCAGGACCUGUCACUGGGUGUGAGGGACAAGCUUUUGGCAUAUCAUGGCAGCAAGAGCAUCCACACAGCACACUAG